AUAUAUUAAAACAGUAAAAGAUUUUAAAGUAAUGAGUGUUUCAAACAGAAUAAAUAGAAAACAAAAAAAAAAAUAUAUAAGAAGAUAAAACACAUUGUUUCUAUUCUUACAAAUUUUCAAUAAAAUGCAUUAAUUAUUUGUUAUACAAUGAUUUCGUAAAAUAUUUGUUCCGCUUCAUUGAUCGAUGGGUUAACUUCCUAAUGCGUAGAGCCGAACAAAAAACUCGAAGGUCAUACCGAUUUAUCGGACCUACGGAUCUUUUAAUCCGUGCAUACAGGAUGCGUUUACUUCUGUCACUCUUAAACAAGGACAUUUGCCUCUAUAUAAUUGAUUAAACCGACUGGAACAAACAAACAGUCUACUGACGCUUGCUUUUUAACAUGUCUUCUUUCAUUUCUUAUAUCGUGCUCUUUUUCUUUAUUCAACGCAGCCUUUGUGCAUCUGACUUGAUUGCUCCACAGAAUAACGAACAAUCAAGAUCUUCUUUGUCAGACUCUGUGCAAAAAAAGACCGAUGAAGAGCAUGCAAUUUUCGACGAGGAGAAGACAAGUAAGGAAAGUAGUUCCAUUUAUAAUAGGGGGCAACUAGGAUUUAAUGAACGUAAGCGAGAUGAAAAGAGAUACGGCAACCAAGAUACAGCACUCAAAGGGCAUGACAAAGGAAGGCAUAGUUUAGGAGAAUCCGAAGUCGUCGAUCACGAGAAGAAUUCUUUUGAACGGCAUGGUAGUGGAUAUUACAAAAAAGGGCAUCACAGGACCGGUUUCAGCAACAACUACCAUAAAGACGAGUCAGGAAAUAAUUCAAGCUUUUACGAGGACAGCGAUGACGAAGGGGGGCAUAGGUCGUCCGGGAAUACCGGUGGAUAUUAUGGGCAAAAAUCGCAGAACUCGUUUAGGGACGGUUCGCGCGAUGUAUCUUACCUUGAAAAAGAUAAGGCACAACAGGGAAUAUAUGACAAUAGGAAAAAUAUUAACAAUUAUCAUGGUCAUAUCAGAGGAUAUAACAACGAUCGAUAUAUAAAUGAUAGAAGAAAUUAUCUGAGGAACGAAGCACGACAUUAUUUUGAUAAAAAUAAGGGAGAUAUAUACAAUCAUAAAGAGAGGUAUUAUCCAAUUACUUAUCGUAAUAACGAUCGUGUGCCCUCGCUCGGAUAUUCGCAUCAUUACGUGGAUACAUUACCUGGAGGAUAUUACAGAGAAGAUCCGUACGUUAUACCUUAUUCAAAAGAUUAUAGGUAAUUUCAUAUAAUUUCUAAGAUAUUCAUUGAUAUGAAUCAGGCUAUUAAUUAUUAAUAAUUUGUUUAUUCUUAGAUAUUUUCCACAUCGACAAAGAGAUUACGAACAAGAAAUAUAUUACCCUUAUACAAGUGUUUACACUAAAAAUAAUCGAGACGAUUUUGAUGAUAACGGAUACUUAAAGAAAUAUAGGAAUGAUUUUAAUAAUGCAUAU
Bombus pyrosoma is the source of this 1449-nucleotide messenger RNA. Its product is annotated as probable ATP-dependent RNA helicase ddx42. The transcript is spliced from 2 exons. NCBI's taxonomy places the organism in Eukaryota, Metazoa, Arthropoda, Insecta, Hymenoptera, Apidae. The record is from RefSeq and is a predicted model, not a curated record. The coding region runs from base 381 to 1238 and encodes 285 amino acids.